Molecule: messenger RNA, 2147 nt
Organism: Bombina bombina (fire-bellied toad)
Lineage: Eukaryota; Metazoa; Chordata; Amphibia; Anura; Bombinatoridae
Product: oocyte zinc finger protein XlCOF8.4
Exons: 9
Coding region: 89-1579 (496 amino acids)
Biological process (GO): regulation of transcription by RNA polymerase II
Cellular component (GO): nucleus
Molecular function (GO): DNA-binding transcription activator activity, RNA polymerase II-specific; RNA polymerase II cis-regulatory region sequence-specific DNA binding
Source: RefSeq, a predicted model, not a curated record
GUGGGAGUGAGGGAUAGGGAAUAGAAAAUAAUCAGCAGUGGUGGUGCGAGAAGGGUUAUCAAACCCUUCGAUUUUCUAAUGAUAGGAGAUGGAUAAGGACGUGAAAAAGAUGACUGAGAAGAUCUUAAAUCACACCCUAGAGAUCAUCUACUUGCUGACUGGGAAGUAUUUGAUAAACUCACUGAUUGUGCAAGAGGUGAACAAGGACCAAAAGCAAAUGACAGAGAGAAUAAUGAAUCAUGUCAUGGAGAUCAUCUACCUGCUGACCGGUGAGGAGUACACUGUUGUGAAGAAGACGUAUUCAGACAGCAGCAUUCAUCAGCUGAUUGGAGAGGUGAGCACUGAUAUCUCUAUAAGGUGUGAUGAUGUUGCAGUUUGUUUUCCUAUGGAAAAGUGGGAAUACACAGAAGGUCGCAAAGAGCUCUGCAGAGAUAUGAUAGAGAAUCAACAGACGCCCAAUACUCUGGGGAUCCCAACAAGCAGAACGUCUGGUGAAGAUAAGACGAGAAAUAUGUUAAAUAUUGACAAACCUGAAGAUAUUUGUGCAAGGAAGCAGCUGAAUGCUUUGGAACACAAAAUCUGUGAUAUGAGUACAGGUGAAAUUAAAACAGAAGUUGUAUUAAACCUUGGCGAAAGAGAAGAUGAGUGUGUAAGAAAACAACUGCAAGCUCCAGAGGAGGGAAUCUGUGACCGUAUCAGCACUGGUGAAAUUAAGACUGAAGCCUUAUUAAGUGACGAGCAGACAGAAGAUCUGUAUGUAAGGAGCCAACUGGAUGUUCCAGAUCACGACAUCUGUGACAAUGUUAGCACAGAUGGGUCCUUGAACUGGAAUGUCUCAGAACAUGCAGUUUCUCAUAUAAAGAAAUACAGUGAAGAGGAUGAAAGUGUAUCACAUAUUUAUGCAAAUUAUUCUGAAACAACCUAUAAUUAUAAUGACUUUAAUUUACAAGAACACGAACAAACCAUAAACAAAAGGAAAAAAGAAUAUAAUUAUUCUGAAGACUGCAAUUUCCUUUCAACUGAAACAGACCUUGUAAACCAUAGUUUCCUAAAUAAGAAGAGUAAUACAGAAGAAAAAAAAUAUUCUUGUUCUGAUUGUGGGAAAAGUUUUACUCGACAGUCGCAUCUUAUUACACAUCGGAAUAUUCAUACGGGGGAAAAACCAUUUUCAUGUUCUCAAUGUGGCAAUUGUUUUACAGCAAAAUCAAACCUUGUUCAACACCAGAAAAUCCACACUGGAGAGAAACCAUUUUCAUGUUCUGUGUGUGGGAAAUGUUUUACGCGGCAAGCGCAUCUUAUUACGCACCAGAAAACUCAUACAGGAGAAAAACCAUUCUCAUGUUCUGAAUGUGGAAAAUGUUUUACAGAGAAAGCAACCCUUCUUAAACACCAUAGAAUCCAUUUAGGAAAGAAACCGUUUUCGUGUUCCCAGUGUGGGGAAUGUUUUCAUUUUCAGUCACAUCUUUCAAAUCAUAUGAAAACUCAUGCAGUACAGAAACCAUUUUCAUGUUCUGAUUGUGGAAAAUGUUUUAACUGGCAAUCACAACUUAUUGCCCAUCAGAAAACUCAUACAGGAUAGAACUUUCAUGGUCUUAAUGGAGAUAUUGUUUACAGAGAAAUUAAGCCUUAUUAAGCACCAGAAUAUUCAUACAUAAAAUGUAAGUGACAUUUAAACUAAAAAUCCUUAAUUAAUUUAAUUAAUGAACAUGAAUCAUUGCAAUAUACGUUUAUUAUUUAUUUUCCUUGCUUUUACUGUAAAAUACCCCUGGAACUUGUUCUUCUUUCAUGCCUAGUACAGAGGCUCGAGUUUAUAGUGUGUAUUUUAAGUAUGCUGCAAAUUGGUCCAGCUACACACUGUACAGUAGACGUGUAUAUAUUUGUUUUGCAAAUCAGGAGUAUCUACAUCAUUACAUGCAGGUGAUGUUAGGGGGCGGAGCCACAAAUAGUUUGCUCUACAAUAGCCGUUAUUGGAACAGCGGGACUGUUGAACGCAAUCUACUACCAUCUGUUAAGAGAAACGAUCGUGGACAGUGUUGAUUGACUGUAUUAUAUCCGCACCCUUAUACACACCAUUUUGCACAUUAUAUUGGCAGUAUUUUAUAUAUUUUAUAUGUUUUAAUAAAUAUUUUUGCUUUUUUAACAGUAAA